CAGAAGCUUCCAUCUGUUGCCCCUGUGUGAGCCCCAACCAGUAGACAACCUGCAACCUAGGCACAUGCCCUACCUUUCGGUUUACCCAAGGAUGCUCCAGCCAAAUGAACCACACUGGCUAGGGCUAGGGCUCUCCAUCAGCUUUUGAGCCAGUGGGUGACAGUGAAACAUAGGUAUAUUCUGGACAUAACUCCCUUCACACUUCACCUAUGGGGAAAUACCUUCAGGAAAAAAAUGAGUUUGGGUUUGGUUGCCUGUAGGGGUGGUGGACACAGGGGCUCAAAUAGUUUGGAAAGCAUCCUGCUCUGGUGCUACAGGCCUGAACACUGAUAUGUGGAUGUGGUGUGGGGCAGGUAGGAGAGGGUAACGGAUGUGGAGAGCCCAGGUUCAGGAAAGGGACAUCAGUUUACUUAGCACGCAGCCACUGCCCCUAUCUCCUGACUGUCUGCAGGUCUGCGAGUCUGACCCCAGUGCUCUACAAGGCUAGAAAAGGAAGAACCUGUCCAGAAUCCCUGCAGGUCAGUGAAAAUGGAAAGGCACACUGGACAUGGACUGGGGGUAAUGGUGGAGGACACAGGUUGGGAAGAAUUUUAAGGCUCCACUGCCCAUCACACCUCCACAUAUAAUAUACACACACCCUGCCACACUGAAGGUUGGUACAGAUGACAAGGCCUGCCAAAGAAAUGGUUGGCUCAUGGGUGAGGGAGGAACAGUGGAGAAAAGUGUAGCAGAAGGCAGGGUCAGGGGAACCCUGUCCAUUAGCUAGAUUCCAGUACAAUCUGAGCCUGCACUUCACCCCCAGCCCUCAGUCUCCCUUGUCUCCUCUUUCUCUCCUCUCCCCAACCCAACUCUGCCCCACUCCCCAGAACAGGCAAAAGAGGAGACAUCUCAAUGUGGAAAAAACUUGACAGUGAAAAUAAAGGAAAACUGGAAAAUGAGGGAAAUCCAGAAGAUGAAGUAGAUACAGAAGAUGAAGGAAACUCAAAUGAGGGAAAAAAGCCAGGAGAAGCCAAGGCACAAGGGAAGCGCCAGGAAGAAGGAUAGCCAGAUGACAAGAUUAAAUAAGAAAAGCAGGGCAAAUCUGAAAGUGAGGGGAACCCACAUGGUGAGGCCAAGCCAGAACUCCAGGCCAAGCUAGAGAUCCAGCUAUGGGCUGUUGAAAAGUGUCUGGCCAAAGAUUAUGUGCCCCAGAAAGCAAAGCAAGAAAACAGGGGAACGAAUGAUUCUCCCAAAGACUAUUAGGAGGACUUACAAGAAAGGCACUGUAGUGAGGAGAUGAUGACAGAAUGUGGAGAUGUGUCAAGGGCUCAGGAAGAGCCAAGGAAAAAACAGAACCACUCAUUGAGUGUUUUUCAUUGGAUGCAAAGAAAUGUACAGGAUCCAUUUGUGCCAAGGGGCUUACAAGGUAUCAGGGGAGUGAGGGGCAGAGGCAGGGGCCAAAGGGGCUUACAUGAUAUCCUAUAUCUUUAAUGCCCUUGGACAUAAACUCUGAUUUCUUUGAUGGGACUAUUUCACCCCUGCUUUCCUGGUGGUCCUUUGCCAUGUGAUGUGCUCUAACCUUAAGCUGAUACUUUGCUUUAGGUGUCGCCCUUGAUACCAGCAGCCUUUUGAUCCAAAAGGAUCAAAGUUUCAGUGCUCUCAGUUUCAGUAGGGGAUUUUAACCCAUGUGUAUGGAAGAGGUGUUCAUGGUACUUUGUAAAACAAUAAAGAAAAAACUUUUCAGAACCAUAUAUAGUGUUGGCUCAUUUUUGUGAAACUAUAAUUGGGUGCUUAAUGCGUUUGUGCACAGAGAAAACUCUGAAAGUGUGUACACUAAAAAGCAGGCAAUAGUUUUUCCUGCAUGGUAGCCAAAAAGAGG
Messenger RNA from Artibeus jamaicensis (Jamaican fruit-eating bat), 1858 nucleotides. It is a transcript of the gene TCEAL3, whose product is annotated as transcription elongation factor A like 3. The record is from RefSeq and is a predicted model, not a curated record. Lineage: Eukaryota; Metazoa; Chordata; Mammalia; Chiroptera; Phyllostomidae.